UUAAAUAUGUUUUUCAAUACAUCUUGCAACCUUGUAUACAAGCCAAUUCCUCGAGGUUAGAAUUUUGACAAUGGCUGCGGACGGACGUCGUGUUUCUCCUGCCCUUGCAAUUCGCUCUAGCGUGGGGAUAGAACUUUGGGCUUCGUCGGGUGCAAAACUCCCGUACGAGUACAAGUCAAACCUUCCACGAGAGGAGACGAAAAAUUCUCGAUCGAUAUCAUUUAGUCCGGAUGGUCGUUAUUUCGCAUUGUCUAACGGGCAUGAAAUUAAAGUUCUCAAGAGCAAUGAUUGGCAAAUACAAUGUUCAUUGCCGCGUCCUAAAGCUUUUUAUCUCAAAUUUUCUCCUCGUGGCAAUUAUUUAUGCACUUGGGAAUUAUAUGCCGUUACAAAGGAUAAACCAGAUGGUUCACCAAAUAUGUUUGUAUAUGAGUUAACGACUGGCGAAGAAGUGUUGUCAAUUGUUCAAAAGAAACAAACAGACUGGGAACCAUCAUGGUCGACGGACGAGUCCAUUUUUGCCAUUGUUGUAGGCGGAGAGGCACUUUUUUAUGACUUAAGCAAGGGUAUUGCCGGCUUCAAGGAAACAAUGCGAAAAAUUGGCGGCAGUCGAGGUGGAAUGUUAUCCUUGGGACCUGGUGUAAGUCCGUUCUUAGCAUUUUAUACGCCAGGGGGUAAGGAUUCACCAUCGAUGUGUAAACUAUAUAAGUAUCCUGCACUUUCGCAAAAUCAAACCAUAGCAUGUAAAAGCUUUUUCCAAGCUGAUCGCAUAGAAAUGUUAUGGAAUAAGAGAGGCACAGGCUUGCUUUUGUUGACAAGUACUGAAGUAGACAAGAGCGGUGCCUCUUAUUAUGGUAACCAAGCGUUGCAUUUUAUGGCCACAAAAGGUGAUACGUGUUCGGUGCCAUUAUCUAAGGAAGGACCCGUACACUGUGUUAAAUGGAGUCCAAAGGCUAAUGAAUUCGUUGUUGUGUAUGGUUUCAUGCCAUCCAAAGCUGCUUUAUAUAAUCUAAAAUGCGACGUUGUUUUCGAUUUUGGUGAAGGCCCUCGCAAUUGUGCAUAUUUUAAUGCCUUUGGAAAUUUAGUUGUUUUAGCUGGUUUUGGAAACUUGCCUGGUAAUGUUGAAAUAUGGGACGUUCAAAAGCGUGAAAAAUUGGUGAAUAUUAAGUGUCCUGACACUACCCAAUUUGAAUGGAAUCCAAACGGCGAGUAUUUUAUCACUGCCACUACAUCCCCGAGACUACGAAUAGGUAACGGGUUUAAGGUAUAUCAUUACUCUGGUGCAUUAAUGCACGAAACUAUUUGGCCGGUAGGACAGGAGUUAUUGGGAGUAGAAUGGCAACAGUUUCCUGAAAACACUUUCCCAGAACCUGUUAUAACAAAAGUGAAGCAGGAGGGUAUAAAAUCGAGUCAACCUGAAGCAAGCAAAAAAGCGUAUACGCCACCACAUCUUCGCCUAAUGAAGGAGGGUAAAAAUCCAGAAAAUUAUAUUCCACAACCGAAAGUCACAAUUCCAGGAAUGACAACAGGAAAUGGAGCAGCAAACAAGCGGAAUUCUUCAAAAUCAAACAAGAAUAAGUCGCGAAAUAAAAAGGAAGCUGCAGUUAUUCUUGAAGGUCCUGUUUGUGAAGUUGUAGAUAAUGCAAAUCUUGACACAACUAAAUCUGAUGAAUCUGUAAAACGUCAGCGGUCUUCAAAUACGAAUCGAAGACAACAAGCAAAAAAUAAAGCUGCAAAUCAGCAAGUUGUUGCUACAGUAAAAGAAAAUGGCAGUGAAACUGAAAUUCAACAACAACAGCAACACCAGCAAUUGCAACAGCAACAGCAACCAAGAAAGGUGGUUAAUGCUGAAAAGGAUAAGAAAAUACGAGUUGUUGCUAAAAAGUUAUCUGACAUUAAGAAACUUAAAGCUCGUCAAGAGCAAGGUGAAACCCUCGAAAUAAAUCAACUGAACAAAAUAUCUAUGGAAGGUAAAUUGCUUGAGGAAUUGAAGUCUUUGAAGUUAUCUGCUUAGAUUUACUUACAAGGACCUGUGGGAGCAAUUCUGUCAUUUGGCAUGAUUAACGCUCAAUUAAAUUUGUAGUGUUUAUGUGGUUUGGCGUCCAGCGUUUUCCAUUGUUUUAAAAAUUCAAAAUUAUCAUUGGUAAAUUUUCGUUUGAGUUUUGAUAUAUAUUUUGUAUGUUAAAUUAAUUUUUUUUUACUUAUAAAUUUGUAACAAAAUUAAACUAUUGUGAUUUGUGAACCAUCAGGAAUAAGCCACUAAAGAAUUAAUAAAAGUAAAUUAUUUAAUUAUAA
Molecule: messenger RNA, 2292 nt
Organism: Teleopsis dalmanni
Lineage: Eukaryota; Metazoa; Arthropoda; Insecta; Diptera; Diopsidae
Gene: eIF2A
Product: eukaryotic translation initiation factor 2A
Exons: 6
Coding region: 71-2011 (646 amino acids)
Biological process (GO): translational initiation
Cellular component (GO): cytosolic small ribosomal subunit
Molecular function (GO): mRNA binding; translation initiation factor activity; tRNA binding
Source: RefSeq, a predicted model, not a curated record